UCUCUCUCUCUCUCUCUCUCUCAGACGUUCACAGCCUGGUGUAACUCUCAUUUGCGGAAGUCAGGAACGCAGAUCAACAACAUUGAAGAGGAUUUCAGAGAUGGCCUCAAACUCAUGCUGCUGCUGGAGGUCAUAUCAGGUGAACGGUUACCCAAACCUGAGCGAGGCAAGAUGAGGGUCCACAAGAUCAACAACGUCAACAAAGCGCUGGACUUCAUCGCCAGUAAAGGAGUCAAACUGGUUUCCAUCGGGGCUGAGGAGAUCGUGGACGGGAAUGCUAAGAUGACCCUGGGGAUGAUCUGGACCAUCAUCCUGCGCUUCGCAAUCCAGGACAUCUCCGUCGAAGAAACCUCUGCUAAGGAGGGUCUGCUGCUCUGGUGCCAGCGCAAGACAGCCCCCUACAAGAACGUGAACGUGCAGAACUUCCACAUCAGCUGGAAGGACGGUCUUGCCUUCAACGCCCUGAUUCACAGACACAGGCCCGAGCUGAUCGACUAUGACAAGCUGAGGAAGGACGACCCCAUCACUAACCUGAACAAUGCUUUCGAGGUGGCAGAGAAAUACCUUGACAUCCCCAAGAUGCUGGACGCUGAAGACAUCGUGGGCACGGUCAGGCCUGAUGAGAAAGCCAUCAUGACGUACGUCUCCUCCUUCUAUCACGCCUUUUCUGGGGCUCAGAAGGCCGAGACGGCAGCCAAUCGGAUCUGCAAGGUGCUGGCUGUGAACCAGGAGAACGAGAAUCUCAUGGAGGACUACGAGAAGCUGGCCAGCGACCUCCUGGAGUGGAUCCGGGCCACGAUCCCCUGGCUGGAGAACCGAGCCCCUGAGAAGACGAUGCAGGAGAUGCAGGUGAAGCUGGAGGAUUUCCGGGGGUACCGGCGGGUGCACAAGCCCCCCAAGGUGCAGGAGAAGUGCCAGCUGGAGAUCAACUUCAACACCCUGCAGACCAAGCUGAGGCUGAGCAACCGGCCCGCCUUCAUGCCCUCCGAGGGGCGCAUGGUCUCGGACAUCAAUAACUCAUGGCACAGUCUGGAGCACGCAGAGAAGGGCUACGAGGAGUGGCUGCUGAACGAGAUCCGCAGACUCGAGAGACUCGACCACCUGGCAGAGAAAUUCAGACAGAAAGCCACCAUCCAUGAGGCCUGGACCGAGGGUAAUGAGGCCAUACUGACCAAGAAGGACUACGAGACGGCAACGCUGUCCGACAUCAAAGCCCUGCUGCGCAAACACGAAGCCUUUGAGAGUGACCUCGCUGCGCACCAGGACAGAGUGGAGCAGAUCGCUGCCAUCGCACAGGAGCUCAAUGAGCUGGAUUACUACGACUCUCCCAGCGUGAACGCUCGCUGCGAGAAGAUCUGCAACCAGUGGGAUGUACUGGGAUCUCUGACCCAGAGCCGCAGGGAGGCCCUGGAGAGGACAGAGAAGCAGCUGGAGUCGAUUGAUGAGCUGUACCUCGAGUACGCCAAGAGGGCGGCGCCCUUCAACAACUGGAUGGAGGGGGCGAUGGAGGACCUGCAGGACAUGUUCAUCGUGCACAACAUCGAUGAGAUCCAGGGUCUGCUCUCUGCUCAUGAGCAGUUCAAGGCGACUCUCUCUGAUGCUGAUAAGGAGCGCGAGUCGAUCCAGGCGAUUCAGAGUGAGGUUCAGAAGAUCGCAGAGUACAACAGCAUCAAGCUGACUGGAGGGAACCCCUACACUACCAUCACCCCCCAGGCCAUCAACGCCAAGUGGAACAAGGUGCAGCAGCUCGUUCCUCAGAGGGACCGUGCUCUGCAGGAGGAGUUGGCGCGGCAGCAAUCCAACGACCGUCUGAGGCGCCAGUUUGCCAACCAUGCCAACGUGGUGGGACCCUGGAUCCAGAACAAGAUGGAGGAGAUCGGGCCGCAUCUCGAUUGA
Molecule: messenger RNA, 1896 nt
Organism: Acipenser ruthenus (sterlet)
Lineage: Eukaryota; Metazoa; Chordata; Actinopteri; Acipenseriformes; Acipenseridae
Product: alpha-actinin-4-like
Exons: 16
Coding region: 115-1896 (593 amino acids)
Biological process (GO): actin cytoskeleton organization; muscle cell development
Cellular component (GO): Z disc; cell junction; plasma membrane
Molecular function (GO): actin filament binding
Source: RefSeq, a predicted model, not a curated record